Chinchilla lanigera (long-tailed chinchilla) is the source of this 2128-nucleotide messenger RNA. It is a transcript of the gene Rlig1, whose product is annotated as chromosome unknown open reading frame, human C12orf29. The transcript is spliced from 8 exons. Gene Ontology annotation, molecular function: RNA ligase (ATP) activity. The record is from RefSeq and is a predicted model, not a curated record. Lineage: Eukaryota; Metazoa; Chordata; Mammalia; Rodentia; Chinchillidae. The coding region runs from base 18 to 1346 and encodes 442 amino acids. Gene Ontology annotation, biological process: response to reactive oxygen species.
UUUUUUCUCUCUCCAUAAUGAGCACACAGUGUCACUGCCGAGGGCCUCUUCACAGUGUCGGAAUCGGCACUGGGAACCCUUGUUUUUACAUAGUCAGCCAGCCGAGGGAACUCACGAGGGAGCGCACGCCCGGGCGCCUCUGUGCCGCACUACAACUCCCAGAAGGCAUGGCGGCCGAGAGCCCGCUUCCGGGCGUGCGUCUCCGCCCCUCGCGCCCGAUUGGCUGUUCCCGGGCGCCGUCGCUGUGCCCAGGCGCGGAGUGCGAGUGGCCUGAGCCUCGCGACCCAUUGCUGCAGGAUUCGCCCCGGGCGGGGACUGGCAGCCUUGUGGAAACGCACUGUCCCUUCGCCCUGCUUCUUGGCUCCACCAUGAGACGCCUGGGCUCCGUGCAGCGGAAAAUGCCGUGUGUGUUUGUGACGGAGGUGAAAGACGAGCCUUCCGCCAAAAGGGAGCAUCAGCCAUUUAAAGUUUUGGCAACUGAAACUAUAAGUCACAAGGCAUUAGAUGCAGACAUACACAGUGCAAUUCCAACAGAAAAAGUGGAUGGAACAUGUUGUUAUGUUACUACCUACAAAGAUCAGCCAUACCUUUGGGCUCGACUAGAUAGAAAACCUAACAAACAAGCAGACAAAAGAUUCAAAAAUUUUCUGCGUUCCAAAGAAAACACAAAAGAAUUUCUUUGGAACGUUGAGGAGGAUUUCAGACCUGUUCCUGAGUGCUGGAUACCAGCAAAGGAAAUAGAACAUCUGAAGGGGAAUCCAGUGCCUGAUGAAAAUGGACACAUUCCUGGUUGGGUACCAGUAGAGAAAAGCAACAAACAGUAUUGCUGGCAUUCCUCUGUAGUUAAUUACGAAUUUGAAAUUGCCCUGGUACUAAAGCAUCAUCCUGAUGAUCCUGGACUUUUGGAAAUUAGUGCAGUGCCAUUAUCAGAUCUCUUAGAACAAACAUUGGAACUCAUAGGAACAAAUAUUAAUGGAAACCCAUAUGGUUUAGGAAACAAGAAACAUCCAAUACAUCUUCUCAUUCCACAUGGAGCAUUUCAAAUAAGAAAUCUGCCUAAAUUGAAGCAUAAUGACCUAUUGUCCUGGUUUGAAGGCUGUAGAGAAGGUAAAAUUGAAGGAAUCGUAUGGCAUUGCAGUGAUGGCUGCUUGAUCAAGGUCCAUCGCCAUCAUCUUGGUUUAUCCUGGCCAAUUCCAGAUACUUACAUGAAUUCAAAACCUGUUAUUAUUAACAUGAACCUGAACAAAUAUGACCAUGCCUUUGAUACCAAGUGUUUGUUUAAUCAUUUUUCAAAAAUAGAUAAUCAGAAAUUCGGUAGGCUCAAAGACAUACUACUUGAUGUAUAAAAUGGAAAUCCAAUUUAAAUUAGUUUUAUUGUUAUAUUCAAAUCUUGAAUAUUCUGCCAUGCUAAAAAGGUAAAAAUAUUUUAAGACUCCUAUUGUAUAUCAUGAAAUAUAUGAUUAUAUCUUCUAGCAUUUGAAAAACUGCACUUUCCAGUUACAGUCUGUUCAAGAACUUUUUAGAAUCAAUACAUUAGUUUUAGCCUCUAGAUAUAAAAAGGUAAUGAAUGAUAAGUUUCCAAGUUUUUACAAAAACUGUAUUUUGUCCAUGCUAAAUUGGUGAUAAUUUAAAGACAACUGAAUCAACAAUUUUAUAUACUUUAUUUUCAGAGUUAUAUACUUUAAGCUCAAUUUAUGUUUACUAGACAUUUAACAAGUGUAUGGCUUAGUCUCAUAACUUAGUAUGUACCCUUUGUGAAUAUAUGUAAAAUAUGUAUUUAUAGAUUUAGGAUUUGAGUCUUAAUAUACAUAAAAGUUACAUAUAAAAUUCUAAUUUUAAAUAUUGAAGCUACUUACCUCUGUAAUAUUUUAAGAAAACUGGAGAGAUUAUGAAUGUAGAAAAAUUCACCCUUACUCAUUGUCUAUUUUAUGAUAAUAACUUAUUCUAAAAGUCUUCAAAAACAUAUUUUUCUACUAAUUGAAAAAUUCUAUAGUUUUAUUUACUAAAACUCCAAGUAAAAAUAGAAGUAUCAAGAAAGAAAUUCUUUAGUUCAGACUUGAUUGAUUUCCAGAUGAAAUUUUAACAUACAAAAUAAAUAAGGAGCUAAAUAAGAUUACAAUUACAUGUA